AUGAGACCACGGAGACGGAGUGCGCGGGAAGGAACCCCUAGUGAUAACCGAAAGAGAGAACAGGAAACGUUUAUGACUACCAUGAACGUUGUAGCUGAGGCAGUGCGUGAGGCUGCAGUAGCAGUGGCUAGGGUUAUUGAACGUCUUGGGGGGAUACAGCGACUGUUACAACAAGAUGAAGGCGAUAUUCCUUGGAACACUUUUAAGGAUGAAUUUUAUAAGAAGUAUUUUCUGAGGGCAGCUCGUGACGCUAAGGAGAUGGAACUUAUGCAGCUGAAACUGGGUAACACAACUGUUGCAGAAUAUGCCCGUAAGUUUGAUGACUUGUGCCGUUUCUCCAAGAUCUGCCAAGGGAAUCCUGCUGACUUUGAAGAAUGGAAGUGUUUGAAGUUCGAAGGGGGCCUUCGUGAGGAUCUGAUGUGUUUAGUAGUUCCAUUAGAGAUAAGAAAUUUUGCUGAACUGGUGAAUAAAAGUAAACUAGUGGAAGAAUGUUCGAAAAAGGUGGCGAUAGCUCGAGCAGAUCGUAAGGAAACCUCAGGAAGAGACUUUAUUCAAGAUCUAGCCCCUCAAGGUCGUAACUUUAAGUUCAGUGGUCAGUUCCAUAGCCAAAAUAGGAAUCAACGAAAUGGUAACUUUCUCGCUCGUAACAAUGGCAAAUACGACAACAAUAAUCUGGGAGAAGAAGAAGGAGGUCAACCUCAGGAAAUUCAGGAUAUUUCAGUAUGUUCAAGGUGUGGGAAAGAUCAUGGUAACAUACCAUGUCAGUAUGGGACAAACCAUUGUUAUGCUUACGGAGAACCUGGACACAUAGCUAGGAUUUGCCCAAGGAGGUUUGUUCGAGAACCAGCAAGGCCAAAACAACAAGGAAGGAUUUUUACCGUAACUGCUGGCAACACAAAUGCAUAUAAUUCUUCCACUCGAGUUCAGCUGCGGGGUAAAAAGAUUAUGAUCACUGAGGCUGCUAUUGGGGAUGCACUUCUUUGCCACCAUUGUCCUGACGACACCUGUGCUUAUAAGUAG
Messenger RNA from Arachis ipaensis, 1020 nucleotides. Lineage: Eukaryota; Viridiplantae; Streptophyta; Magnoliopsida; Fabales; Fabaceae. The record is from RefSeq and is a predicted model, not a curated record.